GAAAUCAUAUACAGACCACUCAUGUUAACAUCAUCAAUACUAACCUAAUUCGAGAUUUCUUCUCUUUUUUUUUUUCCUAGGUUUUGAUUGAACUUGCAAGAAGUAUCAUCAGCAAUUCCCGAGUUUCAGGAAUUUGAAAUUUUCUAUGCAUGUUUGGUUGUGUAUGGUCUCAUCUUGAAGCAACUUAUUUAGGAAAAUCAUAGUACAAAAGGGACUUUGAUUGGAUUUUGAAAACUGCUCUUUAUCUUAUAAUUAAAGAGUUGUACAAUGAAGGCUAUGCAUGGAUCGAGAAGGUGGGGUGUGAAAUUGGCUGCUGAAAGGGUUCUGAUUGUUUUUCUUCUUCUUUCAGUCUAUGUUACUUCUUCUCAUCAAAAUACAGACCAGAAAACAAUGUCAGCAUCCAAUGAGACGAAAGGGGUUGAUACUAAUGAUCAUGUUAAGGGUUUUUACAAACACACAUGGCCGGGGAUGAAAUUUGGGUGGAAAAUAAUAGUGGGGAGCAUAAUUGGGUUCCUAGGAUCAGCAUUUGGGACUGUAGGAGGUGUUGGUGGGGGUGGCAUCUUCGUGCCUAUGCUUACCCUUAUUGUUGGAUUCGAUGCAAGAUCAGCAACAGCAAUAUCAAAAUGCAUGAUUACGGGUGGAGCGGGAGCAACCGUUUUCUACAAUUUGAGGCAAAGACACCCAACUCUUGACAUGCCUGUGAUUGACUAUGACUUAGCACUUCUUUUUCAACCAAUGUUGAUGCUUGGAAUCAGUAUUGGAGUUGCUUUCAAUGUGAUUUUCCCUGACUGGAUGCUAACAACUUUGUUAAUAGUAGUUUUCAUAGGCCUUUCAGUCAAUGCAUUCUUAAAGGGUGUCCAAACAUGGAAAAAAGAAACCAUUAUUAUGAAGGAAGCUAGGCAGAAUUCACGGCUAAAUGAUAAUGGAAGAACCGAUAAUGCUGCACAACUUCAAACAGAAGAAACGGUCAAUGGAAGUCAAACAAAUACCAACCAACCAAGGAAAAAAGUUUCUGUUAUUGACAAUAUUUAUUGGAAGGAACUUGGACUUCUUGUAACUGUGUGGAUCUUGAUACUUGCACUACAGAUAGGAAAAAAUUACACUACAAAUUGCUCAGCUGUGUAUUGGGUAUUGAAUCUAUUGCAGGUCCCGAUCACUGUUGGAACAACUUUAUAUGAAGCCGUGCUUCUAUACAAAGGGCAGAGAGUGAUAUCCUCAAAGGGUGAUCAACAAACACGUUUGAGUGUACGGCAAUUAUUUCUAUAUUGCACUUGUGGCAUACUUGCUGGCAUAAUUGGUGGUUUGCUUGGCCUUGGUGGAGGAUUCAUCUUGGGACCCCUUUUCAUUGGAUUAGGAAUUCCUCCUCAGGUUUCAAGUGCUACAUCCACUUUUGCAAUGACAUUUUCUGCAUCUAUGUCAGUGGUAGAAUACUACCUUCUCAAACGUUUCCCGAUUCCUUACGCACUUUACUUUGUAGCUGUAGCCACUGCUGCUGCACUUUCUGGGCAGCAUUUGGUGAGAAAGCUUAUUGCUAUACUGGGGAGAACCUCUUUGAUCAUUUUCAUCCUUUCGCUCACAGUUUUUGUGAGUGGAAUAUCACUAGGUGGAGUAGGCAUAGCAAACUUCAUUAAAAGGGUUGAAAAGAAGGAGUACAUGGGGUUUGAAGACCUUUGCUCGUACAGGGUUAGAAAUUAAAAUGGAGAUGUGUAGUUUCCAAGUGCGAUGCCCUUCACAACAGUUUUGUGUUUUCCAGAAUUGUAUUAAGAAAUUUAUCUUUGUUUCUUAACUAAUUGAUUAUUCAGCAAAAAUCUAUGACUAUUUUAAAGACGCACUACUAAUUAAGUUUAAUUAAUAUACAACUUUG
Messenger RNA from Cajanus cajan (pigeon pea), 1864 nucleotides. Its product is annotated as sulfite exporter TauE/SafE family protein 3. Gene Ontology annotation, cellular component: membrane; Cul4A-RING E3 ubiquitin ligase complex. The record is from RefSeq and is a predicted model, not a curated record. NCBI's taxonomy places the organism in Eukaryota, Viridiplantae, Streptophyta, Magnoliopsida, Fabales, Fabaceae. Gene Ontology annotation, biological process: protein ubiquitination.